Messenger RNA from Lichtheimia ornata, 1569 nucleotides. RefSeq lists its product as uncharacterized. NCBI's taxonomy places the organism in Eukaryota, Fungi, Mucoromycota, Mucoromycetes, Mucorales, Lichtheimiaceae. The coding region runs from base 1 to 1569 and encodes 522 amino acids. The record is from RefSeq and is a predicted model, not a curated record. The transcript is spliced from 6 exons.
AUGCCAGCAACUAACGACGCUGUCGACGAACAUACAUCGAAAGAGGUUGCUGCUACUAGUGACCACGUCAUUGGAUCCAAACGACCCAUAAAAGACACCAACUCUUCCACUCAUGACGAUAAUCGACGCGAAGACGGCGAUCUGCACUUGUUGUUGCAGCAAUUCACCACGAUCUUGCUCCAAAACGACACGAAUGGAUUGUUGAGGAGUCGACAAAACCAGGAGAUAGAAGAUAAUGAGCUUACGAUGGACACGAUCCAGGCCAAGCUUGAUGCAUAUACAACUAUCAAGGAUUUCAAGCAUGAUUUGAAGCGGGUAUUUCAGUCAGCUCUUGGGAAAUUAUCAGGAUCACAUUAUGAGUCGCUAGUGAAGCUCCACGAUUUCGCGAUGAACACCUUGCAAUUCGAAUCCAGGAGAUUGAUGCACAAUGAGGACGAUGAUGAUGACAAGGAGCAUGAUUUUGUCGAUGAACGAAUAGCGCUUUUCAGACCUACUUUGGAUGGAUUCGUUUUUUCAGAUUCAGUACCAGCAUCAGCAUUGCAUGAAAAUAAGGACAAACUACCAUCGGGUAUCCAAGAAAUGGUCGUUUAUCCAUCAUCAUCUGCAUGUGCCCCAAGUGAAUUGUCGAAUCUUAAAAGCAUUGUACCUUCACCACCUCGCCAUCCAUCACGAGUACAUAGACAUGAAGAUAAACCAGCUGUUCCAAUUCAAUGGCUGGACUAUGGGGCAUUUUCCAGCUUUGCACCUACUCGGGAUUCCAAUCAUGCCAAUGUAUCGUAUGAAAGCACAUAUAUGGGACGAGCAGCAAAACGAUUUAGACGAUGGGAAAAGAAGCAGCGUAACCUACAGACUUUGGGAAAGCCGACGACUCCACCACCUUCAAAGCAGAAUGGUGUAUCGCCACCUCCACCUUCCUCACAAAAAGAUGAUGGCGACAAAAUCGAUACUGAAUGGUUGCGGAAACAAGGAUUAGAUGCGGAUGCUAUUGUUGCAGCAGCACAAUCAGGGUCUUUCAACGUGGAUGAUCUCGUGGACAACAAUGAAACCAACAUAGAUGGUCAACUAGAAAGGAAUGCCGAGUUAUUGGAUUACUUGUCUCAAUAUCAAGAAUAUCGAUUUGGUUUGGGUGAUGCACGCUGGGGAUCCAUUGAUGAGGCUGAGCAGGAAAUUGCCAAUGCACUUCAAAAGCGUAUGCAAAAACUGAUAUCCAAGGUACCGCCGAAGGAUUUGAUUGAUGCAUCAACCAUAGAAUCGGCCAUGAAACGCCUGCCUCUUGUUGAAUCAGUUUAUCGAGGCACGUUGCCACCCAGCAAGUUGUUUGCAUAUCCAACAAGUGAAAAAUUGGAACCGAUCCCACCUAUCGCCAAUGCCAUUCCAGGGUAUCCAAAGGAACGAUGGCGAGUGUUUGAUAUUCCACCCAUACCCAACAGACAACCAACAGCAGCCAAUGGUGGAGAAUCGUCAUCACGUGCUAUCAACCCUCUUCCUCCUCAUCACCAACCUCAUCCAUCAUCUCCUGCCACAGGACAUCCGAUGCAUCAUUCAUCCCAAUCGCCUGGAACCAGAUAG